AUGGAGACUAUCAAGGCAGUCUUUUUCGGGCCGGAUCCGCAAGUCCAGAUGCGGAAAUGCAACCAGCUCAUCCGAUCAAACACCCGACAACUAGACCGCGAUAUCUCCCAACUAAAGUCUCUUGAAAGCAAGACCCGUCAGCUCAUCGUCAAUGCGUCGCGUCGAGCACAGCGAAAUCCAUCGCAGGCGAAGCAAGCGACGGCCGAGACCAAGACGUUUGCUCGUGAAUUACUCCGAAUCCGGAAACAAAACACACGCCUCACGACGAGUCGCGCCCAGUUACAGAGUGUGCAAAUGCAGGUGAACGAAGCAUUCUCGGUGCGCAAAAUCCAGGGCAGCCUCAAAAAAUCGACUGGGAUCAUGAAGGAUGUCAACACUCUUGUUCGUAUGCCGGAGCUCAACAACACCAUGCGCCAGUUGUCCACUGAGCUUGUGCGAGCCGGGAUUAUUGAGGAAAUCGUCGACGAUGCGCUGCCAAACGACGAGCUCCUUGACGACGAACUGGAGGAGGCCGACGCUGAAGUCGACAAGGUUCUGCAGGAAGUGCUGCAGGGCAAACUGUCCAAGGUCGAACCGGUCCGUGUCCAACAGCCCGUGGAAGAAGAGGCGCCGGCAGAAGCAGAGUUUGAAGACCAAGAAGCCACUCUCGAGCAAAUGCGCGGCCGGCUGGAGGCGUUGAAGAGUUAA
Talaromyces rugulosus is the source of this 687-nucleotide messenger RNA. RefSeq lists its product as uncharacterized. The record is from RefSeq and is a predicted model, not a curated record. NCBI's taxonomy places the organism in Eukaryota, Fungi, Ascomycota, Eurotiomycetes, Eurotiales, Trichocomaceae. Gene Ontology annotation, biological process: protein transport; endosome transport via multivesicular body sorting pathway; late endosome to vacuole transport. The coding region runs from base 1 to 687 and encodes 228 amino acids. The transcript is spliced from 2 exons. Gene Ontology annotation, cellular component: multivesicular body; ESCRT III complex.